Cercospora beticola is the source of this 405-nucleotide messenger RNA. RefSeq lists its product as uncharacterized. The record is from RefSeq and is a predicted model, not a curated record. Lineage: Eukaryota; Fungi; Ascomycota; Dothideomycetes; Mycosphaerellales; Mycosphaerellaceae.
AUGAGUCAGUGCAAAGUCUGUCGCCGGAACCCAACACGUAUAGUCUACAUCGGAAUCUGUGCAAAGCACGCCAGCGAACUCUGCCACAGCUGCUUCGACAAGCAUGUGCUGGAUACAGUCGAGCGAACUCGAGCCACUAAAAUUACAUGCAAAUGUGGCAGUACCCUCAGUGACACCGAGAUCGUGUACGGCAUGUCACACGGAGCCUAUCGAGAGUACUGGGAUCUAAAACAGAGCAUUCUGCAAGAAGCCGCCGAGCAAGCUGAGAAAGGAGUGACUGCCACCAAGAAGGAGGAGUCUGUGGAGGAAUCUGGCGAGGAGCAAUUUGGUGUGGUUGAGAAGGAGGAUCCACCUACGGAGAUGAACGACGGCACUCAGGGUGGCAAGAAGCACAGCAAGGCAUGA